Messenger RNA from Colossoma macropomum (tambaqui), 7151 nucleotides. RefSeq names its product multiple PDZ domain protein. Lineage: Eukaryota; Metazoa; Chordata; Actinopteri; Characiformes; Serrasalmidae. The transcript has 46 exons. The record is from RefSeq and is a predicted model, not a curated record. The coding region runs from base 27 to 6347 and encodes 2106 amino acids. Gene Ontology annotation, molecular function: protein binding.
GUAACUGGGCAUAUCUGAAGUUGAAAAUGAUGGAUACACAGCGGGCUCUGUUGGCUGUGGAGCGGCUUCAGGAGAGGUUGAAGGAGAGAGGAGAGUUGCCUACAGAGGAGAAACUGAACCUCCUGAAGAGUGUUUUACAGAGUCCCCUGUUCCACCAGAUUCUUAUUAUGCAAGAGACUGGACAUCAUCAUCAGCAACUGCAUCAGGGUUCCAUAAAGUUGCCUCGAUCCCAGUCCCUCCAAGGUGAAGUGGGCCGUGUUGGUGCAUCCUGUGCUCUCAGGCACAGUGAAUCCUACCUAUCGGCCCAACGACGAAAUGACCGAUAUGGUUCUGCUAACCAUAUACCAACCACUCCCAUCAUCACAGAGGACGUCCAGUCAACUAUACAGUCCAUGGCAAUGGGUCGCCGUGUGUUGAGUGUGGACUUUCAGAAGGAGGAAGGUGACUUGGGCUUCGAUGUGGUUGACUUACAGGCUGAAUACAAAGGAGGGUCUGGCAUUUUCAUACAGGGAAUUAAGCCUGGCUCAAUGGCCCACAGUGAUGGCCUCCGUGAAUCCGAUCAGAUCCUUGCAGUGAAUGGGGAGGUAUUUGACUCCAGUGUAACCCAGCAGCAGGCCUUCAGAGUGUUGCAGAAUGCUGUCUCCAUGACAACACUCACUGUAGCCAGAGGACCAGUCAGUGAUCUCUAUCCACCACGUAUGAGCCGUGCCGUGUCACUGCCAAGUGUCAGCGGCUCCUUCACUCCAAGGAAUGUCCAACUAAUUGAGCUAGAGACCGAUGUCUCUGGGCUGGGAUUUGGUAUCGUCGGAGGGAAGAGCACAGGCACCAUGGUCAAAACCAUCUUACCUGAUGGAGUAGCAGGAAAGGAUGGGCGCUUGCAGAGUGGUGAUUUGCUCCUCAAGAUUGGUGAUGUGGAUGUAUCCAAUAUGGGCACUGAUGAAGUAGCGCGAGAGCUCCGUCUCGCUGGCACCAAAGUGAGGCUCCUCAUCGCCAGGGAAACCACGGACAGUGACCUCAUGCACUCUGUUGCUCAGCAACAGGAAACACAAGAAGGACAGUGUGCUGAGGGGGAUAAAGAGUUUAUUGUCAGAAUAACAAAGAACAAAAUUGGCCUGGGCAUCACCAUCGCCAGGUCUUUAGAGUACCUGAAUGCAGGCUUCAGUGGCAUUGUAGUGAAGGGGAUUGUCAAGGGCAGUGCAGUGGAUCAGGAUGGACAAGUGCAUAUUGGAGAUCACAUUAUUGCGGUAGAUGGGCGGCGGCUUCAUGGCUGCAGUGAGGAGCGAGCAAUGGAGAUUUUGAGGUCAACAGGUCAUAGGGUGGAGCUCUCUCUACUGCGGAAACAGCUUCAGCCUGCACCCUCUGGUACCUCACAGCCUCGCCCAUCAGUUUCAUCUGUAUCAGAGCCAAAAACAGCACUACCAUCAGGGAAAGGGCUCUCUGCACUCUGCCAAGACCUACGCUUCAGGUCUAAGCUGUCAGAAGAAGAGAAGGCAGAGCUCAAGAGGAAGUGGCAAAGCAGGCUGGGAAAGAAGUACGAAAUCAUGGUGGCCCAGGUGCAGAAGUUCAGUGAAGGCAGUGGUUUGGGGGUGAGUUUGGAGACAAGAGCAGGCUGUCAUUUUAUCUGUUCCUUACUGCCUGAGGGACCAUUAGGCCAGUGUGGCCUACGACCUGGAGACCAACUACUGGAGGUGAACAGAAUACCCCUGGUUGGCGAGACCCAUAAAGAAGUUCUGGUGUUACUGAAGGAUCUUCCCGUGAAUGUGUUUGUGGUCUGCUGUCGCCUGAUCCCACCCACUCCAGAUGAAGAUGAUGAUGAUGACGAUGUUCAGUUUAGCCUCAAGGAACUAAUUGCAGAGUUUUCAGAAAAGGCAGAGCAGAAGAACUGCGCCAGGCAGCUGAAUAGAGGAGCAGAGGACUGUGGGAAGAUGGAGGUCCCUGCUCUGUCCCAACAGGCCAUGUGGCAGGAUGAAAUUCAGGUCUAUGAGCUACAGAAAGGAGAAGCUGGUCUGGGAUUCAGCAUACUGGACUACCAGGACCCAGUGGACCCAAAGAAGACGGUGAUAGUGAUUCGCUCCCUUGUACCAGGUGGUUUGGCUGAGAGAGAUGGACGUUUGUUGCCAGGAGACCGGCUAAUGUUCGUUAACAGCACGGAUUUGAGUCACACCAGCCUGGGUCAUGCUGUUCAUGUCCUAAAAAGCACCAACUACGGCACCGUACACAUCGGUGUGGCCAAACCCUUACCGGAAAAUGACAUUCAAGACACAGGAACCUUUCUGACCAGCAACUGUCAUUCCAGAGAAAGCAACCAGCUCUCCACAGUACAGGAAAACUCUGUGCUACAGAGCAGCAGAAUGGAGGCAGGUACUAAAGUCAGCUCUAAUCAAGCCUGUGGCCUUGAGAAGAACAUCACUGUGGUCAGGGGCAACGCCAGCUUGGGUAUGGCAGUGAGCGCUAUAAAGGAUGGUUCAGGUAUGAUCAUCCGUUCAGUGGUUAAUGGAGGUGCUAUCAGUAAGGACGGCAGACUAGCAGUAGGAGAUACAAUUGUAGCCAUCAACGGAGAACCUGCCACCAAUCUUACCAAUGCACAGGCUCGAGCCAUGUUACGGAGACAUUCACUUUUUGGACCAGACCUCAGUUUCACAUAUGUACCUGCAGCUUUUCUUGAUAUGCACCGAGCCACUAUCGUCCAGUCAAAACAAGAGACGAAUGCAGAACAAGUCACCGCCGUCCGAUUAAUGCAGAUGUUUAAAAUGGACCAAGCCAACAUUGCCCAGUCGGCCCAGCAGCAGGACACUCUCGACAUGGCCUUUCAUAACCUUAAAAGCACCUCUCAACAAGCGGAAGUAGAUGCAGGGAGUACAAAUGGAAAAACUUGGAGACUGAAGGAAAAAGAAGAAGGCCUGUCACAGUGGGGACACAGAGAUGAUCGAGAGAAAAAAGAGGGGGAAAAAAGUGCAGCGAAAGACACAGUUGGCUCAUGGCAAGCAAACGGACAGAGAGAAGAAGAGAAGGAAAGAGACAAAGAGAGUGAGGUGCUGCAGAGAACUGAUCAUGAUUCAUGGAGUCAUCCCAGAAGAGUGACACUAAUCAGGAGGAAUGGAGAAAGUCUUGGCAUCAGUGUUAUUGGUGGGCGUGGCAUGGGUCGUCGCCUGAGCAAUGGAGAAAUGAGGCGGGGAAUCUUUAUUAAACACAUAGCAGAAGACAGUCCUGCAGCAAGAGACAGCACACUCAAACCUGGAGACCGAAUACUACAAGUUGGCGGUGUGGAUGUGAGAGAUUUUACUCAUGAAGAAGCAGUGGAGGCUAUUCGCCGGGCAGGGAACAGAUUGGAACUACUAGUGCAGAAUCCUCAGCUGGACCCUGUGGUCAGGACCCCCUCUCCCAGGGAUGGCCCCAGAAGUCCCCAGGCUAGCAACCUGCGCCCGCCGGAACUCUCUAAUGAGUUCCGGGUCCAAGAUAUGACAUGCCGGAACCUAAGACCGUUCCUUGUGCCCGUAGCCCUCCAGUCUACCAGGUUCUGGAUGCUACCCCACACACGGCGGGAGCUGAGGAGGCGUCAGACCGUGCAUGCCAGGGAGCCGGCAACGAGCCCUGGAAAGGAAUGGGCCGAGGAAUACGGAAGCUUAAGCAGUGCCACAAAUUUGCAUGCCUUGGAGAAGCAGUCCGCAAGGACCAGGAUGACCGUGUUGCCCUUGGAGAGGGGGACCUGUUGCCGCACAGCUGCAGGCACGUACAAAUUUCCAGGAGGACCGCCUCCGGGAUUGGGCUCCUGCUGUGGUGCCUCCCUGAUGGUGGUCUACAGCCGAGGGGUGGGAAUGAUGGGUUCCGGGGAGGGGUCAGGCCCCGAGGCGCCCACUGCCAGGUUCUUGUGGUCAGUCCAGACUACAAAGGGAUGUUUAGACCCCUCAAGCCAGGGCAAGCUUUACGGCCAAAAGCUCCCUGUCUCCAACAUCAUAGUUGCGUUCAGCUGGGGUCGGGCAGCUGGAGAAGGGGGGGAUGUUAACCGCGCCUUGAUCUCCUCGAAAGCCUUUUGGGCUUUGAUGGUCCAACAAAAAGGCACUGGGGACUUCCAGGGACCGGCUGUAAAUGAGUAUGUCGUUGAGGUAAAUAUACGCAUAAUGACCCAGGGCCUCUCUCAGGACCUCAGGAAGCGCUGGAAGACCGCCAGUGCAUUCAUUAGCCCGAAGGGCAUUACCUGGCUGCCCUCAGGGCCCGUCUGCACGGUAACAGAUGGAGUGACAAGUAAGAGCGUUUCAAAACGGCUGAGCAGGCCUUCAGAGAUUACACAGCACAGCGAAGAGGAACAAGUUUCAUGCUGGAGCCGAAUUUUGCAGAGGUAUGGCAGUCUGCCUGGACAGCUGAAGCUGGUUGAGUUGAACUGCAGCACAAACCGCUCUGGUCUGGGUCUGUGUGUGACGGGAAGCAGAGACAGAGCCCGCGGGAGAAUGAGUGUGUACGUUUCGGAGGUUCAACCUGAAGGGGCAGCCGCUGCUGAUGGGCGAAUCAGAGUGGGAGAUGAGCUACUAGAGAUCAAUGGACAGGUAUUAUAUGGUCGUAGUCACCAGAAUGCUGCUGCUAUUAUCAACAGCGCUCCAUCCGAGGUUAAGAUUGUAUUGAACAGGCGUGAAGCUGCAUUGGAACACAUGGCUGCAGAACCAAUAAUGGAGACAGACAACUGUCCCAUCUUAUCACCCUCUGCUGUGGAUAUUGGCAUGUUCAAGGAAGGCAAGCCUGAUGGCUUAGAUCAGUCACUACUGGAGGCCAGGAUUUCUCCCUCUACGAUUAAAGUUUACGUGGCCGCCUUGGCUGGCUACUUAUCCUUAGAUGGGGGCUACUCUCUGAGUUCUCAUAAGCUGAUAGUCACACUAAGACUGCCACCCUGGGAUCUUCCAUUGGUGUUGGAGUUUCUUUAUGGUCCUCCUUUUGAAUCAGCGGAUAAAGUCAUCCUAAGAUGGUUGCCCUCAAAGACAUGUCUUCAUUCUGACACUGGGCUGCCUUGCUCCUCCUGCUAUCCAUCAUACUCCGUGAACACUGACCCCCUGAAGUGCCCUAUCAUACCCGGCCAUUUAAACACCAUAGAACUUUGUAAAGGGCACUCUGGCCUGGGACUUAGCAUUGUCGGUGGCUGCAACACAUUACUGGGAGUGAUUCUGAUUCAUGAGGUGAAUGAGGGAGGUGCAGCUCAUAGGGAUGGGAGACUACUUGCAGGAGAUCAAAUUCUUGAGGUGAAUGGUAUAGAUCUAAGAAUGGCCACUCAUGAGGAAGCGCUGAGCGUCCUGCGCUUGAGUCCACAACGCGUGAGCCUCUGUGUGUAUAGACACCCAUCCACACACACCUUCCACAAGCAGGCGACACACACUCAUGAAGACAUGUGGGAUCUUUUCAUCGUAGAGCUUCAGUUAGGACCAGGACAGGAGCUGGGGAUGAGCAUUGUGGGUAAAAGGGAUGAUACGGGAAUAUUUCUGUCUGAUAUAACGAAUGGUGGCGUGGUACAGUUAGAUGGAAGACUGUUGCUAGGUGACCAGAUUCUGUCUGUAAACGGAGAGGACAUCCGGGCCGUGACUCAAGACUAUGCCAGCACAUUAUUACAGAACUGCAGUGGGUCAGUGGUGCUGGAAGUGGCACGUUUUAGAGCUAUUCCACCCUACUCAUAUGAGUGCCAGGUCGGUAUUGUGGAUGUCUCUCCUUUUUCUGCUUCUCAUAUUCAUGACUCUGUGGAAGGGAACGUAGACAUCAGAACAGUCACACUUCAGAAGGGUAUCUCAGACUCUCUGGGGCUGCAUUUGAGUGCAGUUGGAGGUUUAAAGGAGGAAGCAGAGCUCUAUGUGUCUGCCAUAGACCCGGAUUCAGCUGCUGCCUACUCUGGACUACUGGAGGUAGGUGAUAGGAUUGUCAGCAUCAACGGCACAUUGACCAAAGAGCUCUUACACACAGAGGUCAACACCCUCCUGAGAAAGACCAGUGGGGCCAUCACUCUGGAGGUGCGGGUUUGUGUAUGUCCGUGUGAAAAUGUGAUGUUCUUCCUGAUAAAUGGCAAGUGUAUGUGCAUACAUUGCAGUUCACAGUACAAGACGAUAUCUCUGGAGCGAGGUUCUGCUGGUCUGGGCUUCAGCAUCGUGGGAGGUUUGUGCAGUUCCCAUGGAUACCUGCCCAUUUAUAUCAAGAACAUCUUCCCCAAGGGAGCUGCAGUGGAGGACGGGCGCCUGCAGUGUGGUGAUAGGCUGGUGGCAGUGAAUGGGCGGAGUCUAGAAGGCAUCUCACACUCUGAAGCUGUGGAGAUUCUGAGACGUGCCAGGGGAUCAGUCACGCUCACCGUACUGUCUCAAACACACCUCGCACGCCGAUAAUGACAGACACACCAUACCUUCACUGAAACAUUUCUGUAGCUUUAUCUUCUAAGACUUGGUAGUACAAUUUUUUGCUGGGCAAGUCGAGGGGAAGGACAUCAGUUAAUUAAACAGUUUAUAAGAAUUUUUUAUAUAUUUUUUUAAGAUUUCAUUUCACCACCUAGCUUGGGUAACUUUCAUUCCUGGUCUUAAAAUAUUUUGUUAACACUUUACUGGUGGGACAGUGUUCAUAAGCUUAUCAUGACAGCUGAUUAUAAACCUACAUAAAUAUUUACAAGGGCUUAUUCCAAAAAGCAUCAUUUGUCACAGAUAUAAUAUAUAUUUACCUCCCCUUCAAUAAUUAUAACUCAGCAUAAUUAAUUCAGCAUAAAAAAUUAAUUUAUUUCGAAAUAACUGUACACUUCCUUUAGAAGUGUGUGUUCUCAUAAGUGGUAUUCCAUAACUGCUUAUUAAAUGUAAUAUUUAGAUAAAGGAAAAUGCUUUUUAAGCUUUUAAGCUGUUCUGAGUAAAACUCUGGAUGUUUUUUUAUUUAGUAAUUUAUGCAUUUGUCUCUAUCCAUUUAUGGAUUUUGUCACUAUUAAACUCAGUAGAAAUAAAUGGCCAUGGUCGGACAAUCUAACAAGCGUUAACAUACUCUACUCUGUCACUUAAGAAGAGGCUUGAUUCUCUGUGUUACACUGACCAUUAAGACUACUGGAUAUUUAGGUUGGAACUCUUGUAGUGAAAUUAGACUGUUUCUAUAUUACCAAAAGGUCUUUAAUAUUUUUUGCCAUUUCUUUCCUACGGCUGGGUGCCCCUGGACCC